Aspergillus wentii DTO 134E9 is the source of this 981-nucleotide messenger RNA. RefSeq names its product OST3/OST6 family protein. Gene Ontology annotation, cellular component: oligosaccharyltransferase complex. Bases 1 to 981 code for a protein of 326 amino acids. The record is from RefSeq and is a predicted model, not a curated record. Lineage: Eukaryota; Fungi; Ascomycota; Eurotiomycetes; Eurotiales; Aspergillaceae. The transcript has 4 exons.
AUGAGGUUCUUUUCUCUUUUUAUCUCCUUCCUUUUUAUAGCACCAAGUGUGCUUUCGACAACACCGGCAACGGAUAAGUUUGAAAGGUACCAUUCUAUCUCGCGCUCUACACCAAUUGAAUUGGAUGACUCCUCAUAUGAAGACCUCACUUCGAAGCCCCGCGACUAUUAUGCCGCCGUUGUUCUAACAGCAACGGAGGCCCGUUUUGGAUGUAUCCUAUGCCGCGAGUUUGAGCCGGAAUGGGAUCUCAUUGCUCGAAGUUGGAACAAGGGCCUUAAACCCGACGGGCUCAAACUGCUUUUUGGUACCUUAGAUUUCAGCAAUGGUAAAGGCACCUUUCAGAAGCUCAUGCUCCAAACUGCGCCUGUCGUCUUGGUAUUCCCUCCGACCGUUGGCCCCUUUGCUAAAGUCGAUGCCACACCCCUGAGAUUCGACUUUAGCGGCCCGAUAUCUGCCGAGCAGCUUUACACAUGGCUAAACCGUCAUCUUCCUGAAGGACCAAAGCCACUUCUUGUUCGACCAUUUAAUUACGUGCGGGUGGUCUCUUUAGUCACGAUUUUAAUGGGCAUCGCCACGCUUUUCACAGUUCUAUCUCCAUAUGUUUUACCAAUUGUCCGGAACCGAAACCUGUGGGCUGCCGUUAGUCUUAUCGCUAUACUUCUUUUCACGAGUGGCCAUAUGUUCAAUCAUAUCCGCAAAGUGCCAUAUGUUGUAGGUGAUGGCAAAGGGGGUAUCAGCUAUUUUGCAGGAGGGUUUCAAAAUCAAUUCGGUAUGGAAACACAAAUAGUUGCUGCCAUAUACGCUGUCCUUUCCUUUGCAACAAUUGCCCUUGCGAUGAAAGUUCCUCGCAUGACAGACAGUAAAGCACAGCAAGUGGCCGUGGUAAUCUGGGGGACUGUUUUGCUUGGCAUGUACAGUUUUCUCCUCAGUGUUUUCAAGGCGAAAAACGGCGGGUAUCCCUUCUUCCUUCCGCCCUUCUAG